AUGACUGUCCCCCCGCAGCAGAGCUCGGCACCCGGCCCGAGGUCUGCCGCGGGCCCCCCGCCCGGGUCGUCCCCCUGCCCCGCGUCCCCGGAUGGCGCCACUGGGGCAUCGGGCCCGGACCUCUCCCACUGCGAGACCCCCGGCCUGGAGUCCUCCUCCUCGUGCCUGGCCUCGGGGCAUGGCGAUCGCAGCCCGGUCCUGGCGCCGGGCCCGGCGGCGGACGCCCACCCGGCGUCCGAGAUCCCAGUGGCAUCGCAGUCGCCGGGUGCCCUUGGCAGGACGACGCCGACGCCGACGCCGACGAUGACGCCACCGCGCGCGAUUGGCGGCCCCACCCGCGCACGCGCUUCCACCCGCCCGGCCAAUCAGCCGACUCUCUUCGACCUGGGCGUCAGCCAGACCCCGGGCCAGCGGCAGCGCGCUCGGCGCUCGGCGCCCCGGUCGCCCCUGACGCCGGUUCCCCCUGCCAGGGACGCCUCGUCGGCCCCCCCGCCGGCCCUUGCCGAGCCGUCGUCACCCACCAAGCACGAGGCAAUGUGCCUGCUCGAGUCACCCACGAAGGGGCACUUGUCGCCAGCCACCGAGGAGAGCGUCGAUGUGCGCUCUCCCUGCGGGGCGGGCGCCUGUCCGGCGGGCCAUGGGCCCGGGGCCCCGCCGGCUGGCCGGCCGGACUUCGCCGCACGCGCCGAUCGCCUCUCCUCCGCCACGGAUCCCCUGGGGGAGCAUCUCUUCCGGUGGGUGUAUGGGCACUUUGCGGUGGCCGGCGGGGACGCAUGCAAUCCAUCCGCCUGCCAGGCCCCCCUGCUGGCCCCGGGGGCCGUGCUGCUGGACCGCUACCGGACGGUCACUGUGCACCGGCCGGCCGACGGUCGGCCGGUUGCGCGCUUCUUGCGGCCGCUUUCCCUUUUCCGCCUGCCCCUGUCGUCGUUGGACCGCUCGAUCCUCUUCUAUUUGUUUGAGCACCAGGCCCCGCUGGUGUCGGGGCUGCGCGUGGCCCGGCGCUUUGCCCGGCUGCGCACAGUCGACCUGGCCUCCGAGCAGGAUCCGGAGCAUGAGGCUUUCCCCUCGGAGGGCGAGCCGGAGGAUGGCCACGAAGAGUCGGCCCAAGGCCCGGGGCCGGCGGGCCCCAAUCGGGUGUCCAUUUGUCCCCUGUCACCGGAGGACUGCCUGCGCGAGGUGGCCCAGUCCCUGGAGCAUUUGACGUCCCUGGGCCUGGUGCGGCGCACCGGCGCCGUGGAUGCCGCGGAAACCACGCCGCCGCUCGGGGAGCAGGUCAUCACCCUCGGCCAGGCGGUGGCCCCGGCGGGCGAAUGCCCGGUGGACGCCACGCACCUGCCGCCGCCCUCGGUGUGCAUCUGCCAGGGGGCCGACCUGGCGGCCGCCUCGCCGGCCGACCUGGCCCUGGCCAACCAGCUCGAGGCCAGUGGCCGCCGGCUGAGUGCGCUGCUGGAUGGCAUGAAGGUGGCCGGCAUUCGCCAGGCCCUGUCGCAUUUGGCCUUCCUGCUGGAUUUGGGGGCCGUGCGGGCCGGCCGGCGGCCGGAGCUCCUGGCCCUACUGCAGCAGCUGGAUGCGCGACUUCUUGGGCAGGCCCUGCGCCAUCGUGGGGGCUGUCCCUUCCGGGGCUUUUACCUUGCCACCCGGCAGCAGCUGUACCGGUACCUGCUGGCCAGUGCCCGACGCGAGGCCGAAGCUGGGGCCGGCCCGGGGGCCGGGCCGGCCGUCGCCCUGCUCAGUGGGUCGCUGUAUGCGCUGGCCCCGGCCACCGGGGAGUGCAUUCACGCCCUGCUGGCGCUCAUGCUGCUGGACGAGCAGUCCAUGCUGGCCUCGACCGCGACGACCGGCGGCCCGGCCGGCGCACCCGCCGCCCCGGCCGACAACCUGGCCUCGACCGAGCGCCGAGACCAUGGACAAGACCAUGGCGAGGAGGAGGACGGCGCCGGGGCGCUGCCCGAGAGCCCCUGGGCCCGGGCGCGCUUUGUCCGCUGGGGCCGGCCGGACACCGGGCAGGCGGUCUUCUCGGCCGGUGGCCGGUCCAUCGCGCGGGAUUUCUACCACGCCCCGGCCGACGCCGGGCCGAUGGUCGGCAACCUGCUCGAGGCACAUCCGCUCUGGCUGGCCUCGCUGCCCGAGUGGCCAGUGCGCCCGGUGGAUGCGGUGACUUGCCUGCUGGAUCCGCCGCCCGGGGCGGCCUUCCCGGGCCGCGUGCCGGCCUGCCUGCUGCGUGAGCGCCCAUGCUGCCGGGGCUGCGCCGGGCCCGGGGCCGCGUGCACCGGCCCGGAGGUCGAUCGCCUCCUGUGGCAGGGGGCUCUGCACCUGCGGCAUAUGACCUCGGCCCGGGCACUGGAGCGGCACUUCCGCUCGCUGCGCAGCGCCUUCGAAUUCUCCUCGACCGCGGACCCGGGGACCUACUAUGCCGCACUGGCCGAGGUGUUGGAGCUGGCCCUCGGCCGAUUGAAUGCCCUGAAGCGCGCGGGCCUCUCGGCCGCCCCGGGCAGCCCGCUGGAUGUGGACCUGGAGCAUGGUCUCCCGGCCAUUUACCGGCCCCUGUAUGAGGCCCAGCCCGGGGCCGGCCUGCAUGUGGAGAAGCGCCUGGCCGGCCUGCUGGACAGCGGCCCGGACGCCGGGUCGGCGCCUGCCUCCCUGUGGCGGGAGUCCGAGCCAUCGCCCGCCGGGGAUGCCUCCCUGGCUGCCGGGCACUUUGUGGCCUGCAGCGACAUGGCCCGGUACGGGCAUUGCUGUCUGCAUGGGGCCGAAGCCCCGAUGGGGGAUGCCCCGCCUGCCGGCGGUCCCCCGGCGGCGUGGGACUUCGGCGACCACAGUGCCGAGACCCCCUGGCGCCCGUCCUUCGAGCUGGACGAGCGCGCGGUCCUGGCGCGACUGGCCUGGCGCGGGGGCCAGCACCUGUGCCGCUGGGCCGCGGCCGUCGGGGCUUGCAGGGCCCCCGGCCCGGGGGAUGCCGCCUCGGCCGCCACCGCCCAACGCAUGCACCUUUCCAGGGCCCGGCAACUGGCGAUGGACCUGCUGACAGCCUUGCUCUGGGGCCGGUCGCAUGCACGUCGCCGGGGCCGGGCCUGGGUGGCCUUGGCCAAAUUGUCCGGCGCCGCGCAUGGCCGCUACGCGGCGGAACUCUGCCGCCAGGGCCUGCGGGACCCGCUAACCUUGGCCGGGCCCCGGCGGGCGCUCUUCCACCAUCUGUCUCGGCUCUUGCGAUCGGGCUGCAUCACCAUGUGCUCGGCCACCGACACGGAUGCCGACAUGGAGGCCGACACGCACAUCGUUAACCAGGCCCUUUUCUAUGACCGCAUCGAGCUUCGCAAGGUCAUCCACCAGCGCACCGGUCGCCGGCCCAUCCCCCUGUGGAUUUCCCCCUCGCAUCGCCAUGGCACCUCGGUAGAGCAGGCCACACUGGAUGUGUAUCGCCUGCGCGGAGGGUGGCACGGGUGCCACGCCGAGGCGUCGCCCUGGCGGACGCUCUUCCUGGUGCUGGCCUACGACUCGGUCCUGGCACCGAGCUGUGAUAAAGAUGAGGGGGGCGCCUCGGCCUGGCGCCACCCGUACCAAGGCCUGCCGGCGGGCCUUCGUGCUGGCCCGGGCAUCUUCUACCACAUGCACUUCGCAGCCAUCGAGGCCCUGGUCGCGGCCGUCGAACAGGGCCACGCCUUGCAUCUUUUCGACCAGGCGUGUCUCCGUCACCACAUCAAUGCCCCCUACCUGGCGCAGAAUCUCACCGGCGGGGCUCCCCAAACGGUUGAGGGGCAGCGCUUCGCCAGCGACCGGCACUUCGGCCACUGGCCGGCUGUUCCCCUGCGCGGCCAAGUGCCGGCCUCGAAUCCGCCGGAUGCCACCCCCGGGGCGUGGCGCCAACCGCCGGCCCUGCGCGGCCUGGGGGUCGAAACGCUGGCCGCGGCGCGGACCCUGGCGGCGCUGGCCUCCCCGCGGCUUUUCUGGCCCGCGGACCAUUUGCCGGGCGGCCUGGUGCCGCCUGCCGGGGCACGUGCUCCCCCGGUCAGCGCGGUGGCCGCCGUGCUGGCGGAUGCCCUCCGGGCCCAGGCCUUCCACUGGGCCGAGGUGGGGUCCGGCCUGCCGGACUUGAUGCUUUGGCGCCUGCCAUUGGAUGUGCCCUUCCCGGCGGCGGAUGUGGCUCUGCAACCGGGCCAAGCACCGGCUGUGCCCCCGGCGCAGCGGCCCCAUCUGCUGUUGGUGGAGGUCAAGAGCCCCACCGACUCGGUGCAGCCGGCACAGGCGUGGUGGAUGGCGCGCAUGACGCGGGCCGCGCGCACCGCCUCGCCGGCCCUCGGCGAAUUUGCCACGGGCGUUUGCCAUGUGGGCCUCGCGAGCCAGUGAUGUUCCCCCCCUGGUGGGGAGAGCCGCCCGGGCUGGAAAAUGCCCGCCAACAAUCCAACCACAACCCUGGACCUGUUUUGCCGGGUGCAUGCGCUGACAAGCCUCAUCGCUGCCCGACCACCGGCCUCGGGGUGGGAGCAGCAGAGAGGCCGGCCAGGGGAGGGAGGAACAAGGAGGAAGGCCAUGG
Molecule: messenger RNA, 4531 nt
Organism: Fonticula alba
Lineage: Eukaryota; Rotosphaerida; Fonticulaceae
Exons: 7
Coding region: 1-4344 (1447 amino acids)
Biological process (GO): interstrand cross-link repair
Cellular component (GO): nucleus
Molecular function (GO): flap-structured DNA binding; 5'-3' exonuclease activity; 5'-flap endonuclease activity
Source: RefSeq, a predicted model, not a curated record